Molecule: messenger RNA, 1131 nt
Organism: Ictalurus furcatus (blue catfish)
Lineage: Eukaryota; Metazoa; Chordata; Actinopteri; Siluriformes; Ictaluridae
Gene: c28hxorf58
Product: chromosome 28 CXorf58 homolog
Exons: 8
Coding region: 69-1043 (324 amino acids)
Molecular function (GO): protein binding
Source: RefSeq, a predicted model, not a curated record
AGUAAAUAAAGUAAAUAAGUAAAUAAACGGAGCGAAAGCUGUGUAACGUCACGAGAUCAUUUGAAAUCAUGGAUUAUGGGUGUGACGAGGACAGGUGUGAGAUCUGUGCUCGCAGGAUCCAGGUGUGUUGGAGAUCUCAUCAGAACAGGAAAGUGUUUAAGCUGCUCAUGAACACCGUGCGCUCAGCUGAAGAGUGUUUGACCCCUGCAGUCCUUCGACAGCUCAGUCCUCGAGAAGCAAAUCUUCUCAGAGACCCGAGUCUUCAGUGUAAAGUCCGAAUCAGAUUUUCAGGUCCUCAGUUUCCUCCUGUAAUUGUAUUUAAGAUUUUCCACACAGGAAGAGGAGGAAGUUACCUGUCCGGGAAAAAACUCUUCCAGCCGUCCAAUCAGGCCACGGCAGACACCUGUAGGAUGAUGGGAAACAGGAAGUUCAUGGACCUGAUGAUGGAGGACGAGAUGCACUGGCAGGGUCGUACCAUCUCACAUCCUGCAGACGUCACGUGUAUAAGAGACUACAUGCAGUACUCGAGUCACCUGGACGAGUUACCUGCGCAUGUGGGCGGGAGAGAGAACGCGUGGAGGCGUUUAUCUCUGAAGGUGCUGAACCGUGAUGGAGGUACGGGCACCACAGAGGACGGCCUCCUGAGGGAGGAGCUUUCAAGAGCAACGGUGACGAGACGACCUGAUCGACCAAUCAGGUCCCCAGUUGCCCCUCCGUCCUCUGCAGUGUCCACUCCGGGACUCUGGACUCCAAAACGGCGCUUGGCUCGAGCUCGGGCGCUUGCUGACCGCAUGAGACGCGUUUACACACUGCGAGAGGAAGAGAAGGUUAAAGAUGGAGAUCAUGAGGAAAACAGGACUCUCAGGCUGGAUCACAUGACCGACGGUCAGAUGAACAGACCUCACGCAGCUGAUGAGAAGUUCGUGUUUAUUCCUGCUGCGUCCGAAUGUUUGGCCGUAAGCGACGUUUCAGACUGCGAGUGGGAGGAAGAGGCGGAGCUACUCUGCUCCUGGUCCAAUCAGCUCACACUGGACUUGAUUUAAUUCAGCUCAAACUUCAAACCUCACAACAAUUCAGUUUGUUCUGUCUUUCUAACUUAUUAUUUCAAAAUAAAGUCAAGACUGAAGAAUC